Messenger RNA from Arvicanthis niloticus (Nile rat), 5171 nucleotides. It is a transcript of the gene Zbtb33, whose product is annotated as zinc finger and BTB domain containing 33. The record is from RefSeq and is a predicted model, not a curated record. Gene Ontology annotation, biological process: regulation of transcription by RNA polymerase II. Gene Ontology annotation, molecular function: protein binding; RNA polymerase II cis-regulatory region sequence-specific DNA binding; DNA-binding transcription factor activity, RNA polymerase II-specific. NCBI's taxonomy places the organism in Eukaryota, Metazoa, Chordata, Mammalia, Rodentia, Muridae.
ACUUUGACGUCAGCGGAAACUGGAGCAAUAUUUAAAGAGGUAGCUGGAGCGUUGUGGAGUCCGGCUUCCUGGGGGAGGACUCUGGCCCUUCAUCGGCAGGAAGAAAGCGGCCGCCGAGGAGCAGGUGAGGAGUGGGCUGGGCACCGGGCCGGGAAGACGGAGCCCGCCUGCGCCUUCCAUGCCCUGGCCGUGCCUACCGUUCGCGGUCGCCUCACUUGAACCAGGAAGCAGCGGAGCCCGAGGCCCGGCUACUCGGCUCUUUCUUUGUGUGGGUCCGGGAACGCUACAAGAAGAACCGGAGAGUAUGUGCUGACUUCACUUGGUGCUCUGUUUAACACUGCACCUCUGGAAAAUUUGUGGGGCAGAAUAGAAGGGUAAGAGGCAUGGAGAGUAGAAAACUGAUCUCUGCUACAGACAUUCAAUACUCUGCCAGUCUGCUGAGCUCCUUGAAUGAACAGCGUGGCCAUGGACUCUUUUGUGAUGUUACUGUUAUUGUGGAAGAUCGAAAAUUCCGGGCCCAUAAGAACAUUCUUUCAGCCUCGAGUACAUACUUCCAUCAGCUCUUCUCAGUUGCUGGGCAAGUUGUUGAACUGAGCUUUAUAAGGGCUGAGAUUUUUGCAGAAAUUCUGAACUAUAUCUACAGUUCCAAGAUUGUCCGUGUUAGAGCAGAUUUACUUGACGAGUUAAUUAAAUCGGGGCAGUUACUAGGAGUGAAAUUUAUAGCAGAGCUUGGUGUUCCGCUGUCACAGGUUAAAAGCAUAUCAGGUACAGCACAGGAUGGUACUGCUGAGACCUUACCUUCUAGUUCUAGUGACAAAAGCCUUGACAUAGAAAAAUCAAAAGAUGAAGUCCAAGAUAAUGGGGCUACAGUAAUGCCCAUUAUAACUGAGUCUUUUUCACUAUCUGCUGAAGAUUAUGAAACAAAAAAGAUCAUUGUUACUGAUUCGGAUGAUGACGAUGAUGAUGAUGUCAUUUUCUGCUCUGAAAUUUUGCCUGCAAAGGAAGAUUUGCCAAGUAACAACACAGCGACACAGGUCCAGCCUAACCCAGCCUCUGUUGCUAUUUCAGAAGUGACACCUUGUGCUAGCAGUAACUCUCCCCCUUUAACAAACAUCACACCUACUCAACUUCCCACUCCUGUGAAUCAGGCAACUCUAAGCCAAACACAAGGAAGUGAAGAAUUGCUAGUGUCUUCAGCUUCAACACAUCUGACUCCUAACAUUAUUUUGUUAAAUCAGGCUCCACUUACUGCACCACCAAGUGUCAGUUCUUCACUCCCAAAUCAUAUGUCCUCUUCAGUCAAUUUACUUGUACAGAAUCAGCAGACGCCAAACAGUGCUGUUUUAACAGGAAACAAGGCUGAGGAAGAGGAAGAAAUUAUAGAUGAUGAUGAUGACAUCAUUAGCUCCAGUCCAGACUCAGCAGUCAGUAAUACAUCUUUGGUCCCACAGGCUGAUACUUCCAAAAGUACCACUGUUGAUGGAUCAUUGACACAGAAGAUGCAGAUUCCUAUACUUCCUCAAGAGCCACCUUCCAAUUCUUUAAAAAUUUCAGAUGUAAUUACUAGAAACACUAAUGAUGCAGGUUUAAGGUCAAAACAUGUAAUGGAGGGUCAGAAGAUCAUUACGUUAGAUACAGCUACUGAAAUUGAAGGCUUAUCAACUGGUUGCAAGGUUUAUGCAAAUAUCGGUGAAGAUACUUAUGAUAUAGUGAUCCCUGUCAAAGAUGACCCUGAUGGAGGGGAGGCCAAACUUGAGAAUGAGCUACCAAAAACAUCUGACAGUGAGCCAUCAAACAAGCGUAUGAAAGUAAAACAUGAUGAUCACUAUGAGUUAAUAGUAGAUGGGAGGAUCUAUUAUAUUUGCAUUGUGUGCAAAAGGUCAUAUGUAUGUCUUACAAGCUUGCGAAGACAUUUUAACAUUCAUUCUUGGGAGAAGAAGUAUCAAUGCCGUUACUGUGAUAAGGUAUUUCCUCUUGCAGAAUAUCGCACAAAGCAUGAAAUUCAUCACACAGGGGAGCGAAGGUAUCAGUGUUUAGCAUGUGGCAAAUCUUUCAUCAACUAUCAGUUUAUGUCUUCACACAUAAAGUCAGUUCAUAGUCAAGAUCCUUCUGGGGACUCAAAGCUUUAUCGCUUACAUCCAUGCAAGUCUUUACAGAUCAGACAGUAUGCAUAUCUUUCAGAUAAGUCAAGUGCUACGCCUGUCAUGAAGGAUGAUGCUGUUGGGUAUAAGGUUGACGCUGGAAAAGAGCCUCCAGUAGGGACCACAUCUACUCCUCCUCAGAACAAGUCAACGUUCUGGGAAGAUAUUUUUAUUCAGCAAGAAAAUGAUUCCAUUUUUAAACAGAAUGUAACCGACGGCAGUACUGAGUUUGAAUUUAUAAUACCAGAAUCUUACUGAACUCUUGGAUAUCAGGGAGUUUGGGUUGAAAAAAGGGGCAGGGAUUUCAGAAGACCUAUAAAACAAGUCAACGUGAAAACAUGUUAAUUUGAUCUACCAUGUCCUCUGAAAGCCUAGUUGCAUUGUUAAUUUUUAGAAACAGUUUUUCUGAAAAGUUUGAGUAGAGAGUGAACACCCCUGAAGUAUCUGUAUAGUUUAGUUUUCAGCUCAUUUAAAAAGGUAAAUUUUUAAAGGUGCAGGGACAUAGUUUUCUGAAUAGAUUUUGAAGAAAUGUAACUAUUCUUUGAGAAUUACUGGAGUUACUAACAUACUCUAGUACAGCUUAUAAUGUUCCUCUUCCAGGUUAACACUCUACAGCUGACUUUCCAGUUUUCUUAAUAUUAAGACUAAGUGUGUUGUGUUUUAUAUGACAUAAGAAGUGAUGUCCAAAAGUUGUGCUAGUAAAUAUCAAAGUAAGUCCUCACUUAGUGGUUUAUUCUGUCAGUCUAAAUGGAGAUCAGCCUUCUGCUUCUCUCCCACCACAAAAUAACCAUACAAACAAAUCUCUCCUAAGAAGACUGAGUUUUAGCUAACUAGAAUUAAUCAUUGCUUAUAUUGCCAUACUCUGAUUUUGAUGGCAAGGCCACUGUGUACCUUUAAAAUAUGGUCCCGGGGGUAGGGCAAGCUAGCAGACAUGCAUGUAGUGCAGACAGGAGGUUCUUCUGUGCUUAUCUUUGCUCUUCUGCCUUCAUGUGACUGCAGCAGUUGAGUUGAAUGAAGACCUCCUUUUGUUAAUUAUGUUUUAAAAUAUUCCCACAAAAUGCUGUGAAUUUAUUAUCUGAAAGCCACCAAAUACAUCUUUAUGUGUAAUGCUAGUCAAUGUUGAGAUUCCAUAGAUGAGACAUGUGGUUUUGGGGUGGGAAGCUGCUGGCACAGCUUUUAAAUGCUCAUGUUAGACUCUCCAGUGGGAAGUUUUCACUUUAAGUAGUUUAAAUGGCAAUCUAGAACUGUCAUUUCAACAAGGUCUUUUGAGUUUUUUAAAAUAAAGUUUUAAAAUAAGUUCCAAUCCAUGUGCAAACUGCUGCUGUAUUAUAGCAGAAACCAUAACUGGAAUACUACAGGCAUAUCGCUUCCUGUUUGACAAUAAUACCAACUUUCCUCCUUUUAAGAUGGCACAUAUUUAAACACUUAGAAGAAUUUAAAAUUUACCCAAGAGCUAGUAAUAAAAGAAAGCAGGUUGGAACAAAUAUAUAGUUUAGCAUUUAUAACAGAUUUAAUACAAUUCUGUAAAAAUUUAAUGUUUUGCAAUGGAAGAAAUAAUAGAUACUGAAAAUGGUUGUUGGAUAGUUGUUAGUCAUUCGUGACCUUGCUUAUAUAUUUCUUAGUUCAGCGUAGGUAUUUUCAUUCUCUGUAUUUUUGUCUAUUUCUUGACAUUGAACUUAAAGCUUUAAUCAUACUUUUUCAUAUAUAGCUCAUUCUUCUGGGUAAACUAGGUGUGAAGAUAAAAUUCUAAGUGUAUCUUAAGUUGGUAGCUGAGGGUAUCAAAACAAUCAGUAUUUGCAGAAAUACAAAGGAAAAGGAUAGUCCCCGCUUACCAAGAAGUAGAGUGCUGUACAUUUGCAUUUUCUUUUUAAUAAGCUUAGGCCUUCAAACCAUCAUAAGCUAACUCUUAAGAAAACUUAAUACUCACGACUCUGAUGUCUGAUCACAAUAUUCAUUUCCUUUCUCUGUAGCUAUUGAUGGCAUUACCUUUUGAGUAUAGGGUCUGCUCAAAAAGGUUCUCAGUUGAAAUGUGAGCUUCUUGAACGCAGUCUCAGCAGUUAGACAUUACUUCUACCAGUGUCAGUGGCAAUGAUGUUGCGGUGUCAGGUGCUAAGUAAAAUCAGUUUGUCAUAAUAAAACUUGCUAGCUCCUACAAGCCUGUUACAACAAACUGGAAAUUCUAUAAUGGAAAAACUGUCUGUUCUGAAUAACACUGGUAAAGUGACUCACCACUGCUGCUGUGUUCUGUCAGUCUCUAAUAAGGACUUCUAUACUUUGUGCCUACUGAAAAGCAGUUUCUAGAGUAUGCAGGGAAGAGAAGAACUAGAAAGUUAAAUUGUAAUUUGGCCAGGAAGACUCUUACAUGUGUUUGGGGAUUUUUAAAAAUAACUUUAUAUAUCUAAAGUUCAGAGUUUUUUGUGGAAUACUCCUCUGGACAGUAACUCUUUACUCUUAGCCAUUAUUAGAUUGGAAUUUUGUAGCAAAGUGCUAUUUAAAAUCUAUUGUGAAUAUUUUUUUUAAUUUUUACUUAGCUUUCUGACUACUGAUUUUUCUAUUUUUCUUUCAAGUUGGCUUCAAUUUUACUCAAUUGCUAAAUUUUCUGUAGUUAUUUUUGGUAUAAUCUAUUUGAAAUAGUAAAUUUGUUCAAAGAGAAAGCCAACAUUUUUAAAACGUUAUAGCAUUUUUGCAAGAUGGAAUGGAGACAUUUUGUUAUCAUUUUGGUGGUCACUAUCCUUCACACAGAGUCACUGAAGAAUUUGUUCGAUUGGACUAAAAAGAUAAAAACAAAUGAACCCUGCUGUAGGCAUUUAAAAUGUUAUAGUGUGUGUAUUUUGAGGAAUUAAAUGUAAAUUCAAUAGCACUGGCUUCUUUACCUCUGUUAGUCAUAUGAAACCUUGUUCGUUUCCCCAGUUACUGUAAUUUUCAUAUUUGUACAAUCUCCCUUAUUAUGACAUAAGUUCUGCUUUUCAUUAACCAUUACCUGAUACUAGUUCAUAGAGUUUAUGACAAAAUAAAACGUAUUCAUUCUAA